AUGUGCGCUUAUUAUGGAGCAGUGAAUAUUUUCCAAUUUUUAAUUUCGAAUUCUUCUAAAAUGACUCCAUUCACAUUGAGUUUAAGUUUCUAUGGUUCGAACGAAGAUAUUAUUAACCAAUGCCUCAGAUAUUAUACACCUACACAAGAUUGUAUGCUUUAUGCUAUUAUUUCUCAUAAUUUCGAUCAUGUUUCUCUUUUAGUACAAAGAUAUAAUCUUGUUAUUGAUCCUUUUAUUUGCAUGAAUUUCAACAAUUUAAGGUGCUAUCUUGAAAGAAUUAAAUCAAUUAACGAUUUGCAAACUGAAUUCUUAGAUUAUAGAGCAUUUCCUCUUGAAGAUUUGGCUAUCAAUUGCUUAGAGAAUUCCAUAAAUAUAUUGCCACGAGAAACAUCUGAUUUGAUCUUUUACUUGGGUCUUCAAAAUUCAGCAAAAGUUGAUAAAAUUAUUCAGUAUGUAUAUGCUCCAGGUGAAGAACCUACACUGUUUAAUGCUGCUAAGGUUAAAAAUCCAGCAUUUGCACAGCAUUUGAUAUCUAUGGGUCAGAAUGUUAACGCAGUUAAUAAAGAUGGUUUCACACCAUUACAAAUUUGCAUAAUUAACAAGAAUACUGAAGUUGCAAACUUACUUAUAGAACAUGGAGCUGAUAUCAAUUAUAAAAACCAAGAUGAUGAUACUCCAAUUCAUAUUGCUGCCAAGUCGAAUGCUGUAGAGAUUGCAAAGAUUCUCAUUGAAAAAGGUGCAAAGCUGGACGAAGUCAAUAAAUUACGUCAAACCCCUCUAAAAGCUGCAAUCUUCAACAAGAGCAGUGAAAUUGUUGAUUUGCUAUUAAAACAUGGAGCAAAAGAUGAUAUGAGCUCUAUUGGAUUAACGACUGAUCAAAACGCAAAUAAUAUUCAAACAUUAGUUCAAUAUUCAGAAUCUUAUAGCAAUCCAGAAACAACAUCUUCUCUUGUUAAAGCAGGAUUAGAUGUAAAUGCAAGAAAUAUACUUCAAGAAUCACCUCUUUGUGAUGCAAUUUCAAGAGGAUCAAUUGAUAAUAUCAAAAAUCUGAUUGAACUAGGUGCUGAUGUAAAGGCGACAUAUGUUUAUGAUGAUACAAUUUUACAUGUUUUUGCAUCCAAAGUAAAAAAGAAUAUUGAAGAAAUAUUUCAAAUCCUUGUAGAUGCAGGGGCUGAUGUAAAUAUUCCAAAUAGGCAUGGUGAAACACCUCUUCAUCAUGCCGUGAUCUCAAACAAAUUUGAUGUUGUAAAAGUAUUUAUUGAAAAUGGAGCCCAAAUUGAUGUGAAAUCAUCUGCGGGAAUCAAUCCUUUGCAAAUUGCAGCAAACUUAGGAUACUUUGAUAUUUUUGAAUAUCUUAUUGAUAAUGGUGCCGAUCAUAAUGUCAUUUUCGAGCCUAGUAAUGACACUCUUCUCCAUCUCACAGCACAUUACUUUAAAUACUCUGAAAAGCUACUAUUUCCUAAAUAUAAUAAAAAAGGAAGCUUUAAUAUUGCAUGGAAAUUGAUUGAUUUAGGAUUGGAUGUAAAUGCAAUCAACAAUGAAUCAAAAACACCAUUAUUAUAUGCAUCAGAAUUUGGAGAAUAUGAAUUAGUUAAGUUAUUAAUCGAUAAAGGUGCUGAUAUAAACCCAUUUGAUAACUUAGGUAACAAUGCAAUUCAUUAUUGUGCAAUGGCUCCACAAUCUGAUAAAUUGCAGUAUUUAUUAAGACAAAAUAUUGAUGUUAAUCUCAAAUCAACAACAACAGGAAGAACACCACUUCACUUUGCAGCAGAAGGCCUUUCAGAUAAGAACAUCACAUUACUUAUAAAAAAUGGAGCCAAUCCAAAUGAAAAAGACUUUCAAGGACUAACACCUUUGGAUGUAUUAAUACGAUUUUCAGGUUUAAAUGAGAACAUGCAUCGCAAAGCAGAUAAACCAGGUAGUAAUUCUUUCUUGGCCUUAGCAAAAAAUGGUGCUGAUUUAAAUGAAAUUCAUUUUAAAAAAGGAAUUACUUUAUUGCAUUGGGCAUCAUACAAAGGUCUUGAUGAAGUUGUGAAAUACUUAGUUUCUCGUGGAUUUUCUGUUAAUUCCAAAGACUCUUCUGGUUUUUCUCCUAUAAUUCAUGCAAAUGGAGGAUUUCAAUUAAAAACUGUUAAACUUUUACAACAGCUUGGAGCACAAGAUUCGAUUCCCUUGCAUAGCAAGAAAGAGUUUUAUCAUUUAAUAGAAGAAUUGUAUAAUGAUGUAUUCUAA
This is a messenger RNA of Trichomonas vaginalis G3, 2232 nucleotides long. RefSeq names its product spectrin binding. The coding region runs from base 1 to 2232 and encodes 743 amino acids. The transcript has a single exon. Gene Ontology annotation, molecular function: protein binding. The record is from RefSeq and is a predicted model, not a curated record. NCBI's taxonomy places the organism in Eukaryota, Parabasalia, Trichomonadida, Trichomonadidae.